Molecule: messenger RNA, 1443 nt
Organism: Arabidopsis lyrata subsp. lyrata
Lineage: Eukaryota; Viridiplantae; Streptophyta; Magnoliopsida; Brassicales; Brassicaceae
Exons: 3
Coding region: 130-1158 (342 amino acids)
Source: RefSeq, a predicted model, not a curated record
CAACACAAUUUGACAAAAAAAACUCAUCGUUUAACAUUUCACUUUCCCUUUCCUCUUUCUCCCACCAUUUUCAGAGCUCACAGAAAAAAAAAAGCUUCGUGCUCCUUCACCUUCCCAAAUCGGAAAAAAAUGCACGCAAAAACCGAUUCCGAGGUAACAAGCCUCGCAGCAUCAUCACCAGCCAGAUCUCCACGUAGACCAGUCUACUACGUCCAAUCACCAUCACGCGACUCUCACGACGGAGAAAAAACAGCAACAUCGUUUCACUCAACUCCGGUACUAAGUCCGAUGGGAUCUCCACCGCAUUCUCACUCAUCUAUGGGUCGUCACUCACGUGAAUCAUCCUCUAGUCGAUUCUCUGGCUCUUUAAAGCCUGGAUCUAGAAAAGUCAACCCUAACGAUGGUUCUAAACGGAAAGGUCACGGCGGAGAGAAACAGUGGAAAGAAUGUGCGGUGAUUGAAGAAGAAGGUUUGUUAGAUGAUGGUGAUAGAGACGGUGGUGUUCCUCGUCGUUGCUAUGUUUUGGCUUUUAUCGUUGGAUUCUUUAUUCUCUUUGGUUUCUUCUCUUUGAUUCUCUAUGGUGCUGCUAAACCUCAGAAACCUAAGAUCACUGUUAAGAGUAUAACGUUUGAGACACUUAAGGUCCAAGCUGGUCAAGAUGCUGGUGGUGUAGGAACUGAUAUGAUCACGAUGAAUGCGACUUUGAGAAUGUUGUAUCGAAACACUGGGACUUUCUUUGGUGUUCAUGUUACUUCAACUCCUAUUGAUCUCAGUUUCUCUCAGAUCAAAAUCGGUUCCGGAUCCGUCACGAAAUUUUAUCAGUCAAGGAAGAGUGAGAGAACAGUGGUGGUACAUGUGAUCGGAGAGAAGAUUCCAUUAUAUGGAAGUGGUUCGACUUUACUCCCACCGGCGCCUCCAGCUCCACUUCCCAAACCAAAGAAGAAGAAAGGAGCUCCCGUUGUUAUUCCCGACCCGCCCGCACCACCAGCACCGGUACCUAUGACGCUCAGCUUCGUCGUCAGAUCACGAGCUUACGUGUUGGGGAAGUUAGUGCAGCCAAAGUUCUACAAGAAAAUCGAGUGUGACAUCAACUUCGAACACAAGAAUCUUAAUAAGCAUAUAGCCAUCACCAAGAAUUGCACCGUCACUACAGUUUGAAGGAAGGAACCUACAAAAAAAAAACACUUUUAGUCGGCGCAAUACGAUGUCGUAUAGAGUAACGUGAUUUUACAGCUCAACGGGCAGCAUUUUGUGUUGUUGGGGCAGCCACGUGGAGGUGCCCGAAGGAAAGAAGCAUCGUCGGUGGCUUUCAUUUACUUGAGUGGUUUAUAUUUGUCUGUGGAAAAUAUAUAAUUUUAUAAUUAUGUGUACGAUUGCACUGAAUACACGAGGAAUCACAUUUUAUUUAUUUGUUUUUUAUUCUUUUUUCAUUUAUUUAUAAUU